AUGGAAAGACAGGACUUGGCAGAGGGCGGUUGGGCAGCGCCUUUCGGCGCCUCUGAAGAGGCCAGGGAAACAGGGAAACUCGCAGAGAAGAAGAAGGAAGUGAGCGAAGCGUUGGAAGCCGUCGGUUUGAGGGAAGCGGAGGCACAGAAACAGCGCGUUGCGUUGGGUGAAAUCGGAAGCGCGUUGGCUAAAGAGAAGGCGGAGCCUGGGCAAAGAAGAGAAGUGGUCAGGGCUUUGGAGCGAAGUUCCGCGAGUGGAGCGGUUGCUCUCGAAAGGUUGACUCUCGAAGUCGAGAAGCCCACGAUUGCCGGGUUUAAGGAUAUCCGGCGGGCGCCCUUGGUCGUGCGAGCCGCGGAGCAGCUCCGUAUUCUCAAAGCCUUCGCCGUUGAAUCCGCGGGACGAGAAGCGGAAGUGUGGCGAGCGACGGAAGCGAUCAGCGCUCAGGUGAAGGAGCUGACACGUGCGUACGAGUCGGAGGUUCGGAAGAUCAGCGACCACCGAGAUGCGGCAGAUGCGUUGCUGACGAAAGAGCUGAGAAGGGUCAUGCAGAGUGCUCUGGAAAACCGGGUUACGAAAGACCUGGCGAGAUGGGGGAGCCCGGAAACGGGCGGCGGUCUCAUUCAGGGCCGUGACGCGCCCGUUGGUAUCAACCCUCUCGAGGCCGUGACGACCUCUUGGAUCAAGUGA
This is a messenger RNA of Klebsormidium nitens, 687 nucleotides long. Lineage: Eukaryota; Viridiplantae; Streptophyta; Klebsormidiophyceae; Klebsormidiales; Klebsormidiaceae. The record is from the annotation of a GenBank genome assembly.